GCACGAGCACAGCAGAUGCGGAAAGAAUGCCAAUCACCAGGAGCUCCUGCUGAGCGGCUGCCUGCCUCCAUGUGCUACUGCGCCUCCACACGAAACACAUCCACGUGUCGUUAGUGGCACUUUUACAGUAAAGGAGCUGCAACUGAAGCAGAAACCCGCGUGGAUGGAGCGCGCGGGGAGUCUCCGCUGGCUCUGAAGCUGAAACCAAACGCUUCCUCUGUCAGACGCUAAAAACAUGCUUCCUCAGGAUGUAGGAAAGCCGAAGCCCCGCCGCGUGUCCGACCCGGUGAGCGCAGGACACGGCCCCCCGAUCCCGCCUCGGCGCUUAAAGAACCGGGACUUCCCUCUGAGCGCAAAGCGCCGGCGCUCCGGUUCCGCACCCGAGCGCAAAGUGAACUGCGUCCUGGUUGGAGACGGAGCUGUGGGCAAGACCAGCCUCAUUGUUAGCUACACCACCAACGGAUACCCGACGGAAUAUGUUCCCACAGCGUUCGACAACUUCACCGUGAUGGUUGUGGUCGACGGGAACCCAGUGAGGCUGCAGUUGUGCGACAUGGCUGGACAGAAAUGGGGGCUGAUUGAUGGAUCAGUCGAUGACGAGCUGGAGCAUCUGCGUCCACUUUGCUAUAAGAAUGCCGAUGUCUUCCUCCUGUGCUACAGCGUGGUUCAACCGUGCUCCUUCCAUAACAUAAUAGACAGGUGGGUUCCUGAGAUCCGUCAGCACUGUCCAGGCGCUCCUCUGGUCCUGGUCGGAACCCAGCUGGACCUGAGGGAGGAUGUCCAGGUGCUGAUCCACCUGGCACAGAACCAGCAACGGCCGGUGGACACCGAGGAAGGGCAGCGGCUCGCUGAGCAGCUGGGUGCGGUGAGCUUUGCAGAGUGCUCGGCUCUGACCCAGAAGAACCUGAAGGAUGUGUUCGAUUCAGCCACCUUGGCCAGCAUCCAGCAGACUGACGACAGCAGCAGCAGCAGCAGCAGCAGCAGCAUCCAGCAGCAGAAGCUGACUCUGAGGAGGAAGACACCAGACAAGAUCAAGAGCCUCUCAGAAACCUGGUGGAGGAAGAUCAACUGUCUGAUGGGAGAGCAGAGCUGUGACCUCAAGUGAACAGUUACAACCCUGGGUUAAAGGUUUGGUAAAGAUCUGGGUAGAUUUGCUUUGUUUAACAUGAGUGACGAUGCAACUGGGCUGGUUAUUUAAAGGGGUAGUUCAGAUCUUUUGAGGUUUACUGACACAGUCAAUCCUGACUGAGCUGUGCAUCUCUGUGGCACUCCCUCUCUGCCAGGAAUCAGCUUCACACAUGAGGCCAAAUAAUGAACAAGGAUUAUAGGAAGUAGCCACAAGAGGAACUGAAUUAUUGCAAGAUAAAUAUGCUGAUUUUCUCAAUGGACCUUGGUGCUGGAGAGUGAGCCGUUUGCAAACUUCAGUUUCCAGUUAGAAAAGGCAUUUGAGAUACAGUGGCAAAUAUAUUCUUAAAUAAAAUAUCAUAGACUUAAGCUUUCAGAGAGUGUGAAUGUCUGGUUGUCAGUACAGGGGGCGCUCACAGUGCAGUCAGCUCUGACAGUGUCAGUACCUCAUACAACCUUUAAUACAAUGCUAUACUUUUUAGUAAUAUAGACACAUUUAAACAUGUCAUACUGAUGUCACACCGGCACAGUAACCAUCUGCAUUUAAAUAUAUAAAUAUAUGUAACUGCGAAAUGUGUAGAGGAUUUAAAAAUAUGUGCAAAUAUUUUCAGUAACCCUUUCAAACUCACCCUGACUUUGUUAUCCCCACCCACAUGAGACUGCACAUACUAUAUUUCACUUUAACACCCCAACAUAUAGUGCUUUCUUUGAAUCUUACUUAGUCUGUAAUUUAUUUUAGUAUUUAUUUAUUGAUCUUUAUUAUAAUUUUAAAUAUUGUUAUUGAACUUGCCAUCACUGAUCAUGGAGAAAAUGUUCAGAAGCCUUGAUUAAAGUUUUUGAUGACUGAAAA
Molecule: messenger RNA, 1975 nt
Organism: Solea senegalensis (Senegalese sole)
Lineage: Eukaryota; Metazoa; Chordata; Actinopteri; Pleuronectiformes; Soleidae
Product: rho-related GTP-binding protein RhoU-like
Exons: 4
Coding region: 236-1105 (289 amino acids)
Biological process (GO): small GTPase-mediated signal transduction
Molecular function (GO): GTPase activity; GTP binding
Source: RefSeq, a predicted model, not a curated record